This is a messenger RNA of Plutella xylostella (diamondback moth), 8747 nucleotides long. It is a transcript of the gene N, whose product is annotated as neurogenic locus Notch protein. Gene Ontology annotation, molecular function: protein binding; calcium ion binding. NCBI's taxonomy places the organism in Eukaryota, Metazoa, Arthropoda, Insecta, Lepidoptera, Plutellidae. Gene Ontology annotation, biological process: Notch signaling pathway; axon guidance; multicellular organism development. Gene Ontology annotation, cellular component: cell surface; signaling receptor complex; plasma membrane. The record is from RefSeq and is a predicted model, not a curated record.
UUUACGAACAAAGCCGUCAGAUGCGAGCGCGACGCGGCUGCGCAAGUGUCGACCGCCAUAUCGGUUGCUUACGAAAAGUUUUACCGCUAAAAUGACCGUUUUAUCACCGAAUAACACGUAGCAAUAGUUGAAUAAACAAAAUGAAGUGUUCGUGCUUACAUUUAGUUCCGUGAGUGUUGAUUAUUUUGUGCGAAAACGACAGUGAAGGAGUAAAACAAAUGUGUGUGAUCCAUGUGUGAAUGUUGUGCUACAAAAUGCGGUCGAGAAACUUUGUACCGGAUUAUGGGAUUAAACUGUUGUCCUUCAUCGUGGUACUCUCAGUACUGCUGACCAGGAUCGGGGGUGCUGAAGGUUUCGUAUCCUGCUCACCCUCGCCAUGUAAAAAUGGUGGAACCUGCCUCUCGACGCCGCAUGGAGAAUUCUUCUGCAACUGCACAUCCCGUUUCGCGGGCGAGUUCUGCCAACACCUGAACCCUUGCCACAGCGAGUCGAGCCCGCGCUGCCAGAACGGGGGCAGCUGCCGGGUGCGCUCGGGCGCGGGCGGCGGGCCCCCGUCCUUCGCCUGCGACUGUCCCCUGGGCUUCAGCGCCUCGCUCUGUGAGAUCAGGGUGCCGGCUGCGUGCGACUCGGCGCCAUGUUUGAACGGCGCGACUUGUCGGCUGACGUCGCUGGAUACGUUUGAGUGCGACUGCCCGCCUGGGUAUACUGGUGCGGAAUGUUCUCACGAGGACCACUGCGCUUCCCAACCCUGCCGCAACGGGGGCCGCUGCGUGGCCGACAACAGCACGGAGGCGGGCUACUCCUGCGCCUGCCCCCCCGGGUUCACGGGCCCGCGGUGCACGGAGGACGUCAUCGAGUGCUCCAGCGGGCCCGGCCCGUGCCACCACGGCCGCUGCUUCAACACGCACGGGUCCUACACGUGUGUCUGUGAACCUGGGUACACGGGGCGGGACUGUGACUCGGAGUACGUGCCGUGUGAGCCCAGCCCGUGCCUCCACGGCGGCCGCUGCACCCCGCUCGACCAGCUGCGCUAUGAGUGCGAUUGUCCUUCUGGUUACCGCGGCCAGAACUGCGAGAUCAACAUCGACGACUGCCCGGGCCACCUGUGCCAGAACGGCGCGACCUGCAUCGACGGGCUCAACUCCUAUACCUGCGAGUGCCCGCCCACCUUCGCCGGCAGUCUGUGCGAGACUGAUGUGGACGAGUGCGCGCUCAGGCCACUCGUCUGCCAGAACGGCGCCACCUGCACCAACUCGGUGGGCUCCUUCUCCUGCAUCUGCGUCAACGGCUGGACGGGCCCCGACUGCUCGGUGAACAUCGACGACUGCGCCGGCGCAGCCUGCUUCAACGGAGCCACGUGCAUCGACAGGGUUGGCGCGUUCUACUGCAGGUGCACGCCUGGGAAGACUGGUCUCCUCUGCCACCUGGACGACGCGUGCACGUCCAACCCGUGCCACGCGGACGCCAUCUGCGACACCAGCCCCAUCAACGGGUCCUACACCUGCUCCUGUGCCUCUGGGUACAAGGGGCUGGACUGCUCUGAGGAUAUUGACGAGUGUGAACAAGGAUCCCCUUGCGAGCACGACGGCAUCUGUGUCAACACCCCCGGCUCCUUCGCCUGCAACUGUUCCGUGGGCUUCACCGGGCCCCGAUGCGAGACCAAUGUCAACGAGUGCGAGAGCCAUCCGUGUAGGAACGACGGCUCUUGUCUUGAUGACCCUGGGACUUUCCGCUGUGUCUGCAUGCCUGGCUUCACCGGCACGCAAUGCGAGGUGGAGAUCGACGAGUGUGCCAACAACCCGUGCCUCAACGGCGGCGUCUGCCACGACCUCAUCAACGCCUUCAAGUGCACCUGCGUCAUUGGAUUCACGGGCGCUCGUUGCCAGGUGAACAUCGACGACUGCGCGUCCAGCCCGUGCCGCAACGGCGGGGUGUGCCACGACUCUAUUGCAGGGUAUACUUGCGAGUGUCCGCCGGGGUAUACAGGCAUGUCAUGCGAGACCAACAUCAACGACUGCCUGUCAGCCCCCUGCCACCGCGGCGAGUGCAUCGACGGAGACAACAGCUUCACCUGCAGCUGCCACCCCGGCUACACGGGCCGCCUGUGCCAGACGCAGAUCAACGAGUGCGAGUCCAACCCGUGCCAGUUCGGAGGGCACUGCGAGGACCUAGUCGACGGCUACCAGUGCCGCUGCAAGCCGGGCACGUCGGGCCGCAACUGCGAGAUCAACGUCAACGAGUGCUACUCGAACCCCUGCCGGAAUGGCGCCACGUGUGUCGACGGGAUUAAUAGGUAUACCUGUGAGUGCAUCCCAGGCUUCACGGGGCAGCACUGUGAGACCAACAUCAACGAGUGUCUGUCCAACCCCUGUGCUAAUGGGGGCAAGUGCAUCGACAGGAUAAACGGGUUCAGAUGCGAGUGCCCUCGAGGGUAUUAUGAUGCUCGCUGCCUAUCCGACGUGGACGAGUGCGCAUCCAACCCCUGCAUCAACGGGGGCUCCUGCGAGGACGGCGUCAACCAGUUCAUCUGCCACUGCCUCGGCGGCUACGGCGGCGCGCGGUGCGAGCGAGACCUGGACGAGUGUGCCUCCAACCCGUGCCAACAUGGCGGGACGUGUCAUGACAGGCUGAAUGCGUAUAAGUGCGACUGUGUUAGAGGGUUUACUGGUAUAAACUGCGAGACCAACAUCGACGACUGCCUGGGCUCCCCGUGCCUGCACGGCGGCUCGUGCAUCGACCUGGUGUCCGGCUACCGGUGCGUGUGCGCGCCGCCGCACUCGGGCCGCCACUGCGAGACCACGCUCGACCCCUGCAUGCCCAACCAAUGCCGCCACGGAGGGCGCUGCAUAGCCGAAGCCUCCUACGCGGAGUUCACCUGCCAGUGCCCGGCCGGCUGGACCGGGGCCCUGUGUGACCGCGAUGUGGACGAGUGUGCCGUCACCGCCCCCUGUCAUAAUGAGGCCACGUGUUUGAAUACUGACGGGUCGUACGCGUGUCUGUGUGCCAGGGGGUACGAGGGGAAGGAUUGCGCGAUUAAUACGGAUGAUUGCGCUUCUUUCCCCUGCCAGAACGGCGCAACCUGCCUCGACAGCGUGGGCGACUACAACUGCGUCUGCGCCAGCGGGUUCGCCGGCAAACACUGCGAGAUAGACGUGGACGAGUGCCAGUCGCGGCCCUGCAUGAACGGAGCUGUGUGCAACCAGUACGUGGCGUCCUACACCUGCACGUGCCCGCUCGGCUUCUCCGGCAUCAACUGUCAGACGAACGACGAGGACUGCACCGAGUCCAGCUGCAUGAACGGGGGCACGUGCGUCGACGGGGUCAACUCGUACAACUGCUCCUGUCCACCGGGCUACACGGGCUCCAACUGCCAAGUGCGCAUCAACAUGUGCGACAGCUCGCCCUGCGCGCACGGUUCGUGUCUGGACCACGGCACUCACUACACGUGUCACUGUGCGCACGGGUACACGGGGAAACGGUGCCGGCAGUAUGUGGACUGGUGUGAGAACAGUCCGUGCGAGAACGGCGCCACAUGCACGCAGAAGGGCCCGCACUACGCGUGCGCAUGCGCGCCGGGCUGGUCCGGCAAGCUGUGCGACGUGGAGAUGGUGUCUUGCAAGGACGCUUCUAUACGGAAAGGUGUAAAACUAAAGCAACUUUGCAACAACGGCACCUGCGAGGACAUCGGCAACUCGCACCGCUGCCACUGUCUCGACGGCUACACGGGCUCCUACUGCCAGAAGGAGAUCAACGAGUGCGACUCCGCUCCCUGCCAGAACGGGGCCGUCUGCCGGGACCUGGUGGGCACCUACCAGUGCCAGUGCGCCAAGGGAUUCCAGGGACAGAACUGUGAACUUAAUGUGAAUGAUUGCCUACCCAACCCGUGCCAAAACGGAGGAACUUGCCAUGAUCUGGUAGAUAAUUUUUCGUGCUCAUGCCCCUUCGGAACUCUUGGUAAAAUCUGCGAGAUAAAUGUCAAUGAUUGCAAGCAAGAUGCUUGUCAUAACAACGGCACGUGUGUGGAUAAAGUGGGAGGUUACGAGUGUAAGUGUCCCCCAGGGUUCGUCGGUCCGAGGUGUGAAGGAGAUAUUAAUGAGUGUCUGUCUAACCCGUGCUCUAGUUUUGGCACCCAGGACUGUGUGCAACUGAUCAAUGAUUACCACUGCAACUGCAAAACUGGGUUUAUGGGACGACAUUGCGAUGCUAAAGUGAACUUCUGUGCCAACUCUCCCUGUCAAAACGGUGGAAUCUGCACAGCAAUUCAAGGCGGACACGAGUGUCUAUGCGGGGAAGGCUACUAUGGAAAGAACUGUGAAUAUUCAGGCUAUGCUUGCGACUCCAACCCCUGCCAAAACGGCGGAUAUUGCCGAACAUCCGAAAUAGGAGGCUACGUCUGCGAUUGUCUCUCCGGUUUAUCUGGAAUCAACUGCGAAAUAGACUCGAUGAACGAGUGCCUGAGCAACCCGUGCAAGCACCCCGAGGCUCGCUGCAUUGACAAGCCUGGAGACUACGUCUGCUACUGCCCCCGACAAUGGACCGGCACCAACUGCGAAAUACACGACCCAUACUCGAAAGGAGGCUACGGAACCCCUGUCGGAAUCUACAAUACUAAGAAUAGCCCACCGAACUUCGAAGAAAUAGACUUGGCAUUCCAGAGAGAACAGUGCGUGAAACUCGGCUGCAAGGAGAAGCAGGCUGACCACCAUUGCGAUGAGGAAUGUAAUACCUACGCCUGUGAGUUUGACGGAAACGACUGCUCUCUCGGCAUCAACCCCUGGGCCAAUUGCACUGCUCCUAUUAAAUGCUGGGAGGUGUUCAUGAACGGAGAGUGCAAUGAAGUGUGCAACACGCAAGCCUGUCUCUUCGACGGUCGAGACUGCGAGAAGUCUCUCCAGCGCUGCAACCCGAUAUACGACGCGUAUUGCCAGAAGCACUACGCAAACGGACACUGUGACUAUGGAUGUAACAACGCGGAAUGUAACUGGGAUGGGUUAGACUGUGAACAUGAACCUCCGGACUUAGCUGAGGGCGUCAUGUCUGUUAUACUACUCAUGGACAUGAGGACUUUCAAGGACAGCUCUGUAGCCUUCCUCCGAGAUUUAGGCCACCAGCUACGGACCACCAUCAUCAUCAAGAAGGACCAUCUAGGCAACGACAUGGUCUUCCCGUGGAAAGGAAACGCGGACUUCGGACUACAAGACACGGAGUUCGGAAAGAAACACCACAUAGUGUUCACGGAGAGACGACAGACUGGUGUCCAGGUUUACUUGGAGAUUGACAACAGGAAGUGUACGAUGACGACUGGGUCAGAAUGCUUCUUCUCAGCUAGAGAAGCGGCUGAUUUCCUAGCCGCUACGGCCUCCAAGCAUUCUCUAUCACCAGACUUCCCGAUAUACCAGGUGAAGGGAGUCAACACGCCUGGAGAAGACGAGAUCCCGACCAACUCCAAAUACGUGUUCAUUGGAAUCAUCCUAGUAUUACUCGCUGGGUUGUUGAUCGGAGUUCUAGUGACCGCGCAAAGAAAGCGCGCUGCUGGCAUAACAUGGUUCCCAGAAGGUUUUAUCCGCAACAACUCGUCCACACGCCGUCGUUCGCGCCGCCGUGGGCCCGACGGGCAAGAGAUGAGGAACCUCAACAAAGGAGCCAUGGGCUGUAUCGACGUUGACAUCAACGGGGGGCACAUGGGGCCUCCCCAUUGGUCGGAUGAUGACGACGACGGCUCAGCCCCGCCUAGGGCUAAAAGACCCCGUGGCCCGGGCGACUCUAACGGCGCUCCGGGCGGUUAUGCAUCAGAUCAUACAGCUAUUACUGACUAUGAAGAGGCAGGACAUGACUCGAGGGUGUGGACUCAGCAGCAUCUGGAUGCGGCUGAUGUCAGAGUGCCGCCGAGUAUGAUGACUCCGCCGGCUAUUCACGACCCACAUACCGACGUGGACGCGCGCGGCCCGCUCGGCAUGACCCCGCUCAUGGUGGCGGCAGUCCGGGGCGGUGGGCUCGACCCCGGGUCUGAUGCUGAGGAUGAACAGACUGCUCAUAUUAUAUCGGAGCUGGUGGCUCAAGGAGCGCAACUGAAUGCCGCUAUGGACAAGACGGGAGAGACUUCGUUGCAUCUUGCUGCCAGAUACGCCCGAGCGGACGCAGCCAAACGCCUGCUAGACGCGGGGGCGGAUGCCAAUUCACAGGACAACACGGGGCGCACGCCCCUUCACGCGGCCGUCGCGGCAGAUGCCAUGGGCGUGUUCCAGAUACUGCUGAGGAAUAGAGCGACUAAUCUUAAUGCUAGGAUGCAUGACGGGACUACGCCGCUGAUUCUUGCUGCUAGGCUUGCAAUCGAGGGCAUGGUGGAAGACCUAAUAAACGCAGACGCUGACAUGAAUGCAGCCGACAACAGCGGCAAGACGGCGCUGCACUGGGCCGCGGCCGUGAACAAUGUGGACGCCGUCAGUGCCCUGUUACUGCACGGCGCUAAUAGAGAUGCGCAGGAUGAUAAGGACGAGACGCCCUUAUUCCUCGGCGCCCGCGAAGGCUCCUACGGCGCGUGCCGGGCGCUCCUAGACGCCAUGGCCAACCGCGAGAUCACAGACCACAUGGACCGCCUGCCGCGCGACGUGGCCCAAGAGAGGAUGCACGACGAUAUUGUGAGGCUGCUGGACGAGCACUGCCCGCGCCCGCCGCCGCAGCACCAUCAUCUCAUGUCAUCACCAAACCCUCACCCGCAGCUGAUCAGCCAGCCCACGGUGAUCUCGCAGACGAAGGGCAAGCCCAAGAAGCGCGCCAAGGCGGGCCCCGACUCCCCGCAGGACCCUUCCCCGUAUGACAACAAUAAUAUGCAGCAUGCGCAGAUACGACGGAAGCCGAGUGUAAAGAAGAACAACAAGAAGGUGGCGCAGGAGGUGCCGCAGAGCGUGGAGUCGCUCGCCUCCAGCCUCAGCCCGGGGGAGUCUCCGCUUCAAAAUUUACAGGAUCUUCCGUCUCCGUACUCGGCGACCUCCCUGUACUCGAACGCCAUGGCGCAGUUCGCGGGCAUGGACCACCUGCUCACCAAGCAGCCGCCCAGCUACGAGGACUGCGUUAAGACGGGCCAGUCCCUACAGCCGGUGUCGUACGGAGGCGGGGGCCACGCCACGCUGUCGCCGCCCUACUCCAACCACUCGCCCACACAUAGCAACCACACCACCUCGCCACACGCCUACAUAGGCUCCCCCUCUCCCGGCAAGUCCCGCCCGUCGCUGCCCACGUCGCCGGCGCACAUGGCGGCGCUGCGACACUCGCACUUGCACCAGCUGGAUGCCGCCGCCUACUCCGCGCUGCUUAGUAACAACGCGCAACAAAACGCGCAACGGCAGCAAGCGCUGUCGCACGCGGCGGCACUCGGACAGACGCACCACGCCGGCCUCACCAACAUCAUGUCCGGUCUAUACGGCAGUUGGGGCAUUGGCGACACGUUCCCGACGCCGUCGCCCGAGUCGCCCGACCAUUGGUCGACGCCCAGCCCGCAGACGCCGCUCACGCAAUCCCCGCACUCUGAUUGGUCAGACCGUGCUGCAUUAUCACCCAACGAUAUGCAGCAAACCAACAAAGGGGCCACAGAAGCCAUCUAUAUUUAACAAGGUUUUUAAGCAGUUUUCUGGUGCCGCUAGUUAAGGAUUUGGAGUUGCUACAGCCAAUCAGAAACUGGCUAUUGAUAGUUGAAUUAAUUUGACAGAUUCUGAUUGGCGAAUAGUGAGCUCCACUUCCUUUUGAUAAAGACUCGGUAUGCUAAAAUGUAACAAAGGUGCCACUUAAAACAAUCUUUACAGAUUGGUUAAUAUAAGUGCUUAGUGUCAUAGCGUAAGACUAUUGAAUUGAAGAUGAAAAGAAACAUGCUGGAAUGAUCAUAUUAUAAAAUGUAAAUGAAAGUAUCAGACGUUUUUUAUAAUAAAAUAAAUAAAUCUCAAUAGGUGCUGUAGUACCACAGAGUAUGAGACUGACUAUGCCAUGACUUGUUUUAUAACGCAUUAGGUUUCUGUCACGGAGAAAUCUUCGGGUGCUUCUAAUCUAAUGCACUUUUUCAACCACACAUUAUGUAGGUAAAAUUAUUGUGACACUGCAAAAUAAGUCAUCUUACCUAUAGAGGGUGAAAGAUUCCUUAAUUGUACUAUCAUAAAAUACACAUUCCCAUGAAAGUUUUAAUUGCAAAAGUUUUGUCUUUUUCUAACACAUAAGAUCUGAGAGAGAGAGACGUAUACUAUGCUCCUUGAAACCGUUAUAACCGGUUCAAUCCAGUUCCAGAAUUGUUGUUUGUUAAGUGUUUUUUUCUUGUUUAAAACUGUUUUAAUGAAGAUGAUUUUUGCUAUGAGAUUGUUUCGCGUUUUGUGACAUGAACAUAAAAUAUUUAUGUGUGAUUCUUAGUACGUAGACCUAUAAUGUAAUGUACGUGUAGUCUAUGUAGAUUUUUAUUUGUUUCUUAGGUUUAGGGCUUAAAUUAUAAAAAAAUGGACUUAUAUUGGUGACUGUUGACAGCAAUUAAAUAAACUAGUAUAAAAUUAUGAUACUUAUAUAAAGACCUUGUGACGUUGAUUUCUAUGGAUUUUUUGCUUCUUACGUAACAAAAGUUUGAUUAAAUGUCAAUAAUAUAACUGAGCAACAGGCAUCAAUUUAAGCCCUACUAGAGCUUAGGUCGUCUACAUAUCUUCCGAUAGUCUCAAUCAUUCCAUGGUUUGCUUCCAGUCUUUCUAAGCACUAAAUUUGAGGUGGCUUAACCUAAU